Messenger RNA from Acyrthosiphon pisum (pea aphid), 747 nucleotides. RefSeq lists its product as uncharacterized. The transcript is spliced from 2 exons. The record is from RefSeq and is a predicted model, not a curated record. NCBI's taxonomy places the organism in Eukaryota, Metazoa, Arthropoda, Insecta, Hemiptera, Aphididae. Bases 142 to 528 code for a protein of 128 amino acids.
UGGAAUAUGAUGAAAUUAAGUGAGUAAAAAAUAUAAACAUAAAAUAAAACAAAUUUUUAUAUUUCAAUUCAUAGUAUUUACAGGGAUUUGAAAUACGGCUUUUAUAAAGGUUAUACAAACUACCCCCUUAUCGAUUUGGAAAUGUCGGACCAUUGGCAUAUAAGACAUAUAAAUCUAUCAUCCGAAUUGUUUAAGAUGAAAUUAAUUGAUGAGGAUGAGGAUGACAUGUUUGAGGCUAUUCACAAUAACGUUGACAAAAUGGUUAAAUUUCCUUUUCAUAGUGUUCCUGAUGUCAAUUUGAAUGAUGAAACAGGAAAUCAAAUGUUAAAUGAAGUUAUAAAACAAUAUCUCAUAGUGUGCAAAUUAAAAUUAUUAUUCACAUUUAAUGAAAGGUUCAAUUAUAAUUUAAAAAACGCAUUCACCGAAAAUGGUGAGUAUGUUUUCGAAAAUAUAAGAUAUGAGUUUCAGAAGUUUCUAAAUAAAAUAGACCAAAAAUCGUAUAGUUUUAUACACAAUGAACUGCGGUGAGUGUUAAUAUUAUAACAUGUUUAAAUAAAAUUAAAUAACCUGUAAUAAACUGUUUUUUGUUAAUCAGAGAUGAGUCCCAACAUGUUAUGAUUGUUGUCUGUUGAUGCUGGUAAUCAUUUUCUUAAAUUUUACAUGGAUCCUAUUAUAAUCUGUCAUAAAGAUCCCUAUAAAUAUUCAUUUUUGGAGACCAUAGUUAUUGGCUUGAUACUUAGAGAUCAA